UGGGGAAGAGGAUCUUAGCAAGUUCGAGUAUCUGCUUGAAAAAUUCGGCGUUGACCCCAGGGGACGUCUUGGUGGGAUCCGGAACAUCUCUGCGCGAUUUUAACGAACACGCAGAGCCGUUUUGAGCCGGUUUAUUUUUGCACACUUGCCUGCAGAGGACAGGGUACAGCGUUUUGACGCCGUAGGCAGCAGCCGCCAGAAACACGGCUCGCUUGGCUACAGCCCUGCGGUCCCAUUUCACUUUGGACGCCGCAUCAAGGAUGGUCGACAUUUUUAAGACGUUAUGCUGCCCCCGCCAACACCCAUCCCCUAAACCUGACUCACUGCGUCGACAUGAGAAGACAGACGGACCUUGAACGGCCGUGUUGUUUGUCGACUAUAGUCUGCCUUGUUUGCUGUCUAAAAUGAACUGGGUUGGCGGGUCAAGGAGCCGGCUUAUUAUGAAGAACGAUACAAAAAAGCAGCGUGAGUUCUUUGAAAAGAGGAAAAUGCAAAAUAAAGUGAAACGUGAAAAGUGUACGUCAUCAUCCUCCCAAAGUGUCACUUUUGGCAGUAUGGACCUGUUGACAAUGUUUGUUGUCAACCAGAUUUCUGCAAAAAAAGAACAUACAGAUCCUCCUCCAGUAUCAGUGCUGAGCGCCAAAGGAAGAGGGAAGAAGCGGGGAAUGGAACCCUUAGUGCUACCUAUGAGCCCCUGUUCUCCAUCACAGCUGAGUCUUGUUGACAGCCAACCUUUAUACAGCAUUCAAGGACAAAGGAGAGGACAUAUUGUUCCACAAGCUUUUAAGAUUCGGCAGUUGUCACCUGUUCUGGAGUCAGCCAACUCAGACAACAGUGCGUCAGCAUACCUGCCGCCAAUAGUGGAUCCUGUGAGCCCCUUCUCGUCCUCAUCCUCCUCCUCAGGAGGCCAAGGUGGUGUAGCUUAUAAAAUAGAGAAAAUUGAAUGCUUUGUGAAUUUAUGGAUACUUUUAGGAAGAUUCUCCCUGCAGUUGCAAGCACAGCCAUCGUCUCAGUGGCCGCCUUCGCCUUGGGACACAUCGGGGCAGGAUCACAACACGUUUCAGCCUUACUUUCAACCCAGGCCGAUGAUAGAGGGCAUCACCUGGUCUUCUGCUUCUAACCUGGCCCCACCCCCAACUGCAAAACGAUUCGUGGCCAGUAGACACUCAAGAAGUGAAGUCACGCAUGUACACCAAGAACAGGAACCCAUGCUGGACUUCACUCUGAGCCAGACGAGAAAGGAGCAGCACUUUGAAGAGGACGUCUUUAUGGGCUUCAGCAAUGAAGAAUAUGAUGCUCUUUUUGGGAGUGAAAAAACAAAGAUACAUCUCAAAGACGAACCAGCAGGUCAAGCUUCAACACCACAAACUGUCCCUGAACCACAGGUCAUUGGUGUGCAGCUGCCCAACUGCAGCAACAUGCACUUUGCAUGUCCCGACUACCCAAUGAAUGGCUAUUCACCAAGCUCCUCUUGUAGAAGGGGUUGCCUGAGUUCAAACUCCAGUGAUUGUGAAGAAUGCCAGCAGCCAUUGGAUCAAGCCUGUUGUUCAGACACUACUCCAUGCAUAAAUCAACAACAGAACUGGGACUGUCAAACUAUGGCGAAGAAUGACAGCAUAAGAAAUGUCAACACAUCUCCAUAUGCGUCUCCUCACGUGCAAGCUCCAACCGAGAGCUCAGAAAUGUGCACAUUGAAGAAAACACACAGGGAAAUGCGAGAAGCAGAAACCCAAACCACCCAUGAGAUGUGUGAUGCUGCGACUCAGUGCAGUCCAUCGUCAGAGUCCUUACGCCUGUCACCUGUUGAUGUGUCACGUCAGCAGGCGUCCACUAGGGGGCAGACUGGCUCCACAGAUGCUCCAAUAGCUAUCAAUGGAGGAACCAAGAUCAGGAAUUCUCCUACAAACAGAAGUAGCAACAAAUUAAGGCUUUUCCAAGACAUGAUGAAGCGAAUCAACCGCAAAGAAGUGCAGCAGAAUGAGGUCAGAGGGCAACAAGACACCAGUAGACUCUCAGAGGAGGCUGAAACGCUUGAGGAAAUAGCCAACAUUUUGCUCCUGCUCAAGCAGAGAAAGGAGGAGGAAUGAUGACGAUAAAGAGGACAUACCUGUUCCAUGUUGUCCUGACUGAAUGGUAUUAGCCUCCUGUUGGUGAAAUAAAAACUCCAAAGCGUUA
Molecule: messenger RNA, 2175 nt
Organism: Doryrhamphus excisus (bluestripe pipefish)
Lineage: Eukaryota; Metazoa; Chordata; Actinopteri; Syngnathiformes; Syngnathidae
Gene: redic1
Product: regulator of DNA class I crossover intermediates 1
Source: RefSeq, a predicted model, not a curated record